Hydatigera taeniaeformis is the source of this 2016-nucleotide messenger RNA. The record is from the annotation of a GenBank genome assembly. NCBI's taxonomy places the organism in Eukaryota, Metazoa, Platyhelminthes, Cestoda, Cyclophyllidea, Taeniidae.
GCACUAAAAUCUUGUUCCUCAAACCAACCACGUCGACUGCAAUCACCGCUUGUACCUACCCGUGAGAAACAGGACGAUUUACACUACCGAACCUUAAGGAACGAUCAAACAGAUGAGGGUCUUCCAGCAACUCAGUUCCAAUCUCCUCCACCGAUUUCGUCUCAACGUCAAAACUUUCCAUCACCUGUUCCUAGGGCGUUCCCUGGCACCGAUCCCCCCCAGAAGGAGUUUGAUCCGUCCUCCCCGGUACGCCACUACUUCCCUGGUGAGCAGUUUCCCAUGCCCAAUCGGAGUGCUGGAGAAUAUUUAAAAGAGCAGAAUGGAAUUGACUCAUUUUUGAAUCAGCAGCAGCAGCAGCAGCAGCAACAACAACAACAACAGCCAAAACCGAAAACUGUUAGGUGGUCCUCGGAACCAGCAUCCCAUCAUCCAGAUGGAAUGCAAAGGCUCGUCAGCAAUCUGGACAAUGUUAAAGCCGAUCUCGUCAUCGCCGCCUCGAGAUGCUCGGUUAUUUUACGAGUCCACCAACCUGACCGGACCACAAAGGCGAUAUACGUGCAGUCGCGGACUGAUGCCGGUGAGGUGGUUCUUAUGCUGGCUGCGAAAAACUUUCUUCCUCUGAGCACCAAAAUGGCCCUUGUCGAAAAGGUUCCUUCUAUGAAGCUUGAGAGGUGCUUUGAAGACGAUGAGCCUGUGCGGGAUUGUAUUCUCAGUUGGCCUGUUAACAGUGAAAAUCUUAUUUUCUUUGAGGAGCGUCACGAUCUCUUCGGCUUAUUCGAGGACCCGCAGACUUGGCUUGGGUCUACGCUGGUGGGGGAAUCCGCGCAAAUGAAAAAUUCGCUUCUGAUAGAUAUCCUUGAGAAGGAUGGCGCCAACAGACUUCCGCCUUUCAAAGAUUAUUUGUACAUUUUACAACCCAGCAACAAGUGGAAAAGGCGGUACUGCGUUCUCCGCAGUUCCGGUCUCUACGCUUCAAAAAAGCAGGGUUCUGAUGUAUCAGAAUUGGUAAGAAUCACGGCUUUUGGAGAGCACUUGCAUCUCUACACGACAAGUGGCGGUUGGCGCAAGGACAACACACCAACACCCUACGGGUUCGUUCUCAAGGUGGGCCCUCGACUAUUACAAAACUAUCGUCAACGGUUGGCGGCAUGCGCGUUGAAUUAUCAACUGCCUAAUGAUUGUGCGACUGGUGAUGAAGACGGAUUAGGAUCUCUGGGAGGAACGGAUGAGGAAGCGUCGGCGAACCAAUUGGCAGAACUGGUGCGCCAAAAGUAUGCGCGGGAAAGCAACGUCUACUCGGGCGCGGGGGUACGCGAGAGCGCUCGACAGUACGCUAAACUGCCCGCCAUUGCUCGAGCCCGCUCUGUUUCGCAGAUCCAAGCACACAUCGCCACUCACCAAGGUAGUCUCAACUGCAGUCAAUUCUCCCUCGGCCCAGCUGACAGGCUUGGCGCCAGUGUAGGCGACCUCGGCUUCGUCUCAGGAAGAACUGAUGUAGGGAGAACAUCGAGCAUGAGUGAACUAUGUGCUGAAGAGCGCAAAGCUACAACCUCCAGCACUCAGAGUCUGAACGCGAGCCAGCGUUUGACCUGCCUACUCAACCCGCUGCGGUGGUCUCGCCGAAAUGUCAACGAGGCGACGACACCACAGCCGAUGCGUCGAAGCACCACUCGAAAGGGACCCUCUGCUCGAAAGUGCAAUCGGUCCAGCAGCAGCCUCCAUCGGCCUCCAUCCAUAUCGCCCUCCUCCUCCGUCUUCUUCCUACCACAUGCUGAAGACUCAAGUGCUCGCAACUCUGCUGCUGUGGAAGAAGAGCAGCUGAAUCCAUCAAGUCAGCGACAACAGCAGCUACAAUUGCAACAGCCACAACUACAGCAGCAGCCCACUUUAAUGUGUUUGAACCAGCGGAGACAGACUACAGCGCCACAGACGCCUCGGUCGCCACGACGCUUUGGUCCAUUUAUAGGCAUUCGACCACAACUCCUCCCCUCCCAACCCUCACCUGUGGCUCUUUGA